This is a messenger RNA of Vollenhovia emeryi, 918 nucleotides long. Its product is annotated as basic salivary proline-rich protein 4-like. The record is from RefSeq and is a predicted model, not a curated record. Lineage: Eukaryota; Metazoa; Arthropoda; Insecta; Hymenoptera; Formicidae. The coding region runs from base 1 to 918 and encodes 305 amino acids. The transcript has a single exon.
AUGGGGAAGCGAUGUUCCAUGGACAUUCUGUCCGGAAGGGCAUCGUGGACCCAUACUUUUGAGCGGAAGGCCUCGUUGUGCCUUUGGGUUGGAAAAGGUGUUAAAUCACCAGGGCGUACCGUGUACGCAUGGGUAGGCACAACGAGGCGUAGCCCCGGGGCCGCCGGAACUUAUUUCCGGGUCGGGGCUAGGGGUCGAGAGGACGUGUCGUCGGGGCCGCUCGGACGUAUUCCGAGGCGGGGCUCGGCGGCGCGGAGCCCUCCGGAGCCGCUGGGACGUUUUCCAGGUCGGGGUCCGGAGGGUCGCUGGCGGGGGACUGUCGUGGUCCUGGGCAGUGUCCCGGACCCGGCAGUCUGCUCGGACGAGGGGGACAGGGGAGCCGCUCGGACUUAUUCCGAGGCGGGGUCUCACUGUCCCCCGUUGCCGGGGGGCCCGCGCGAUAGCCCACGUGUCCUAGCGCGGACCACCCCCCCGGCGGUAGACGCCAUCACGCUGGUCGCCGCGGCGGGUCGGGGUGAAAGGGGGUCGGGCUUCCCCAGACACUUCCGUCCGUCCGCGCGGCCCCACGCUUUGGGCACGCGCGAGGUGUCCGCGAGGUCGGGAGAGGAGGCGGGCGGCUCUACGCAAGAGCCCCAACCGCAGCGCCAACCCAGAGGGGCGCCAGAAGAGAGGACCUCACCUCCAUCAGAGGCCAUGGAGGUAGAGGCCCUAUCGGACGGGGGGAUAAUAAGGCCGAGUAAUGCCUCGCUCUCCCCCCCGUCCGAAUCUAAACGGAUUUGGCCUCAUACAGGCCAACGUGAACCACUCUCCACAUGCUCAGGAUCUGCUCCAGCAGAGCGUGGUGGAGAGGAGUUUCACGUUGGCGAUCGUGGCCGAGCCCCACCGCCCCCCGAGAGACAGCCUAUAUUGGGCUGUUGA